Molecule: messenger RNA, 1217 nt
Organism: Paralichthys olivaceus (Japanese flounder)
Lineage: Eukaryota; Metazoa; Chordata; Actinopteri; Pleuronectiformes; Paralichthyidae
Gene: tmem186
Product: transmembrane protein 186
Cellular component (GO): mitochondrion
Source: RefSeq, a predicted model, not a curated record
AGACCACCGCUUAGUGUGCAGCUACUGUUAGCUACUGGUCCCGCUGAUGUCUUCACAUGCCCGGUGGUCCACCAGAGACUGUUUAAAUAAAAUGUCCAGUAACCGGAGCCGGGAGGAGAAGCUCCGGACUCAGGGGGAUACGUCACUGCGGCGGAACCCGAAGCUCUGCCGUGUAGUUUCUCCGGAGUCUAAAUAAUGUCCGACAAUCUACAGCUUUAAUUUCUUAAAGAUAUAUUUUAACAAAGUCUCAGAUGAGAGUGACAAGAAAACUACAAGAAACAACAAGAAACAAACAAGAAACAACAGUAAACGGUUUAAAGUACAUCCGGGUUAGGUAGCGUGUACUUCCGGUUAGCUGAGGGUGAAGCGUUGUCUUUGGGGUGUCUUCAGAGGACUCGUGUCCAAUCUGUCCAUGUGUCCACUUCCUGCUUCACUCUGUCGCAGGUCAUGAUCAGAUCAGUGUUGCUGUGCAGGCUGACCCCCCACAUCCAGUCCUGUACCAGAGGAUCAUGUCUACUAGCAGGUCGGACACCUUGUGGCGUGCAGCUUCCUUCACCUGGUCACACCCCCCUCAUACCUAAAAUCACAGCUCUGGUCAGGUACUCUGACUUGUCCACACAGAAGUACACUAUGAUUUACACCCUGCCGUACAUUAAACAUCUUAGAGCCGUGUCCAGGCUCAAACUGCUCCAAACUGCAAUCACUGUGGUUAUCGUGCCCCCAGUGUUCUUCUUCUACAUCCAGGGAGAUGUGUCCUUCUUCCUUGUCAGCUACACAACGGGAAUAGCGCUGUUUGCUGGUGCCAUGCUGUACACCGCCAGUCACUUUUUCAGGAGGGUUGUGGGGAUGAUGUACCUGGACCCGUCUCAGACUACACUCAAAGUGUCCCACCUCACGUUCUGGGGCAGGCGCCAUGAUUUCUACAGCCCUGUGUCAGAUGUAAUGACCAUUGGGGACACGGGGGACUCAGCAAAAGAGACAAUAUUGAAACUAAAGAGAUACAGCAGUCCAGAGACAUUGUACUUCUCCACUCACUAUGGACGUGUGGUGGAUCAGUUGGGUUUUCAGAAGGUAUUUGGAAAUUUAAAAUGAUGCAGAAUUUUUUUUGUGUUUAGAUUUAGAUAAGAAUGAAAGUCAAUAUUUGUGAAUUAAUCAAUGGAUAUGAAUGCAAUAUUGUGAAAAUGAUAGGGGUCUGUUAAUAAAUGUUUUAUUCAAUG